AUGCUCAAGUCUGUGGUGUUGGCAGCGCUCUUGGGCGCUUGCUCCGUGCUUGGUGCUGCCGAGUGCUCGCGCGACAAGAAGUGCCCCAAGGCGACACCUUGCUGCUCGCAAUACGGCGAGUGUGGCAUCGGCGCCUUCUGCCUCGGCGGCUGUGACCCGACCGCUUCCUACUCGCUCGACGCCUGCGCUCCCGCACCCGUCUGCGAGAGCAAGGAACUCGACUUCAAGUCCCUGAAGCGUGUGGCUGAUAUCGGCGACUACCUCGGCGACCCGACCGACUACGACUGGGUGGCCUCGGGCGAGCCCGCCCUGCACGACGGCAAUGUCCUCCUCACCAUGCCCAAGGGCAGCGUCGGCACGGUGAUGUCGUCAACGACCUAUCUAUGGUAUGGCAACGUCAAGGCACGCAUGAAGUCGUCGCGUGGACGUGGUGUCGUCACGGCCUUUAUUCUCUUCUCCGACGUCAAGGACGAGAUUGACUACGAGUGGAUUGGUGUCGACCUCGAGACGGCGCAGACCAACUACUACUUCCAGGGUAUCACCAACUACACCAACUCCGAGAACAUUACGGUGGAGAACUCGUUCAGCGACUUUCACGACUACGAAUUCCGCUGGACACCUGACAAGAUUGAGUGGCUGGUUGACGGCAAGGUCGGCCGCAGCGUCGAGCGCGAGGGCACCUGGAACGCGACGGCCCAACUCUGGGAGUUCCCCCAGACGCCUGCCCGCGUGCAGCUCUCGCUGUGGCCCGGUGGUGCGGAGGGCAACCCGGAGGGCACCGUCAACUGGGCGGGCGGCACCAUUGACUGGAACGCUGAGGACAUCAAGAACGUGGGCUACUUUUACGUCGAGGUGGAGUCCGUCAGCAUCGAGUGCUACGAUGGCAAGGACGGCAUUGGAACCAACGACAACAAGAGCUACUGGUACGACGGCGAGGCCGGCACCAACAACACGAUUGUCGACGGUGACCGCGACACGGUCCUCGCCUCGAUGCAAGCCACGGGCCUCAACAUGGACAAGGGCAAGAAGAAGACAGACAACAAAAACGACAACAAGGACGACAACAAGGAAGAGCCCAAGACCGUCCCGGGUGGCACCACGGGGUCCACCGGCAACGACCACAGCGACGAGGGCGAGUCGUCGGGCAGCGGCGCUGGGACCGGUGGUGACACCGGCGGUACGCAGCCCACGGACAACUAUGACUGGAGCAACUUUGACCAGGGUCUGUCGAACGACAAUGGGGACCAGAGCAGCACGGACGGCGGCAACGCGGGGACAAGAGCCCAAGCCAGUCUGCUGGCCAUUGUUGUGGCCGGAUGCGCCCUGUACUGGCGUCAGAGCUAG
Messenger RNA from Emericellopsis atlantica, 1344 nucleotides. RefSeq names its product cell wall glucanase. Gene Ontology annotation, biological process: carbohydrate metabolic process; fungal-type cell wall organization. Gene Ontology annotation, molecular function: hydrolase activity, hydrolyzing O-glycosyl compounds; glycosyltransferase activity; chitin binding. The record is from RefSeq and is a predicted model, not a curated record. Lineage: Eukaryota; Fungi; Ascomycota; Sordariomycetes; Hypocreales; Bionectriaceae. The transcript has 2 exons. Bases 1 to 1344 code for a protein of 447 amino acids. Gene Ontology annotation, cellular component: fungal-type cell wall.